UGCAAGCUCUUCUUAAACCCUCUUUUCCUCUAUCUUCCUGGCUUUGCAGAAACAGGGGCUAAAAAGAUAAGAAGCCAUGUUGCAGCAUCUGCUUCAUCUCUCAUGCUCCCAUCUCUCGGACCCAAAACCUUAUCUUUAUCAAACUCAAAAUCCAUUUCACUUUCCCCCUCUUCUCUUUACCACGGGCUCCAUUCAAAGCCUCUCUUUUAUUCUCCUGUUCGAAGUUUUGUGCUUUUAACAAAAAAGUCUUUAUCUUCUUCUAAGUUUGUUAGAAACGUUUCCGUUUCAUCUGAAUAUGGUCAUGGAGCGGGUUUAUUGGGUAGUGAUGACGAAGAGGCUACUAGUUUCUCCCCUGACUUGAAACUUUUUGUGGGUAAUCUUCCUUUUAGUGUGGAUAGUGCUCAGCUUGCCGGUUUGUUUGGAAGUGCUGGAAAUGUUCAGAUGGUUGAGGUGAUUUAUGACAAAGUAACUGGGAGAAGUAGGGGUUUUGGUUUUGUAACCAUGUCUACAACUGAGGAAGUUGAAGCUGCUGCUCAGCAGUUCAAUGGCUAUGAAUUAGAUGGGAGGGCAUUGAGGGUCAACUCUGGACCACCGCCUCCUCGUAGGGAAGAAUUUUCUCCGAGAGGGGCAAGAGGAGCUGCUACGAUGGACACUUUGAAUCGUGUAUAUGUUGGUAACCUUUCAUGGGGUGUUGAUGAUUUAGCACUGGAGACCUUGUUUAGUGAGCAAGGCAAGGUUUUGGAAGCGAAAGUUGUAUAUGACAGGGAAAGUGGUAGAUCGAGGGGUUUCGGAUUUGUAACUUACAAUUCUUCUGAAGAGGUGGACGGUGCCAUUAAAACAUUUGAUGGAGUUGAAUUGGAUGGCAGACCACUUCGAGUAUCCGUGGCUGAGGCUAAGCCAAGGCGUCAGUUUUGAGUGUCACUGUUAUGUACAGAUACACUGAAAACAUGCAGCUGGAAGCCGGCAGCUGCUUCCUCUUUCACUCUGGGGAAUCUGCAAACAUGCUUCGUGUACCAGCUGCAUUUGGAUAGUAGGGUAAUCUGUUAUUUCUGACGCCGGUGCUUCGAUUAGAAAGAGCCGAUAACGAACUGAUGAUGUAUUCAUUGAAAUAUUUUGGUUAUAUGUUCAAAAGUAUGAUGAAUUGAGUGAAU
This is a messenger RNA of Hibiscus syriacus, 1151 nucleotides long. Its product is annotated as 29 kDa ribonucleoprotein A, chloroplastic-like. NCBI's taxonomy places the organism in Eukaryota, Viridiplantae, Streptophyta, Magnoliopsida, Malvales, Malvaceae. The annotation marks the transcript as partial. Gene Ontology annotation, cellular component: cytosol. The transcript is spliced from 5 exons. The record is from RefSeq and is a predicted model, not a curated record. Gene Ontology annotation, molecular function: mRNA binding.